GCUUGUCAGCCUUUCUCUGGCUCUCAUGCGAGGUCUGUCUGGUCUCCUGAUCUCUGCGACAAUGAAGAUCAGGCUGGAAUGACUGUGGAACUCUGACCAAAAUGGACCUACCUAAUUAUCACCCACAGCAGUCCCAGCCUCUUGUCCACCAACCUGUUAACUAUCCAGACGAUGUGUUAACUUUGGAAGGAUCAUCAACAUCUCAGGAGUCGAAGACGGAGGCGGACAGUAGGCCAGAGCCAGAAGAGAGCUGCCCUGUCUGUGGAGACAAAGUGUCAGGAUACCACUAUGGACUGCUCACCUGUGAGAGUUGCAAGGGCUUCUUCAAACGCUCAGUGCAGAAUAACAAGCAUUACACCUGUUCAGAACAACAAAGCUGCCCCAUGAACCUUUCCCAGAGAAAGCGUUGCCCAUCGUGCCGCUUCCAGAAGUGUUUGGCAGUGGGCAUGAAGAAAGAAGCUGUAAGAGCCGAUCGCAUGAGAGGUGGCAGGAACAAAUUUGGCCCUCUGUACCGGCGGGACAGACAGAUGAAACAGCAAAAGGUUUAUCACCAGCCAAACACUGCUCCCUACAGGAUUAAGAUGGAAACUACACAAACAUAUUGCCCCCAAGCACUAAAUGACCCUCACCUAGUAAGCAGUCACACAAGUGAUCCGUUGUCUUCUGACGCGUUUCAUCAGUCCCAUUUAUACCCCUCUGGCAUGGGGCAUUCAGGUGAACCCCUGCCUUUGGACUGCACCAUGAACACAGACAGAGUGCUCACUCCUCCAUCCUUGCCUUACCCUGGACUGUACCACUGCACCUUCCCCGGAUACCCACAGGAUAAAGGAGAAAUGCCUUUUAGCUGCAGCCAAGCUCCCACAAACUAUCCAUCGCGUUCAAUCCUCCAUAGUUCAUUCACACCAAGAAGCACGCCAGCGUCAUCCCCCUGCUCAGCAUCAAGCUCAUCCAUCCUGUUCUCCCAGGCUCCCACCACAACCCAAACCGACCCGUCUUCAGCUACUCAUACGCUCGACUUCCUAAGCCAACUCCUGGAGGGGGAGCCGGAUGAGGCCCAGCUGUGUGCCAAAGUCUUGGCCAGUCUGCAGAGAGAACAGGCCAGUCGAGGCAAACACGAUCGCCUGAAUACAUUCAGCAUCAUGUGCAAAAUGGCAGACCAGACUCUGUUUGGGCUUGUGGAGUGGGCUAGGAACAGUGCACUCUUCAAGGAGCUCAAGGUGGAGGACCAGAUGGUGCUGCUGCAGAGCUGUUGGAGUGAGUUGCUGGUCCUGGAUCACCUCUGUAGACAAGUGGCCUUUGGCAAGGAGGGCUGCAUAUAUCUGGUCACAGGGCAACAGAUUGAGGUGUCAACCGUUAUUUCCCAGGCAGGAGUGACUCUAAGCAGCCUGGUAUCAAGGACCCAAGACCUAGUGUCUAAACUUAAGGCACUCCAAUUAGACAGGCAUGAGUUUGUUUGUCUCAAAUACCUGGUGCUAUUUAACCCCGAUGUGAAGUCAGUGCAGGGCCGCAGGCAGGUGGAGCAGACUCAAGAGAGGGUCAACAGAGCCUUGAUGGAGCACACCCAGCGAACUCAUCCAGGACACUCGGACAAGUUCGGCCAGCUACUUCUGCGGCUGCCUGAAGUGCGCAGUAUUAGCCUGCAGGUUGAGGACUAUUUGUACCAGCGACAUCUUCUUGGAGAUUUGCCUUGCAACUCUCUACUUACGGAGAUGCUUCACACCAAACACAACUAAGAAAAUGUUGCCAUGCCUUUAACAUCAGUGCUACUAGCGGCCUGAGUUUGCGCCUCCUCUGCUGCCUUUUGGAUCCAACAC
This is a messenger RNA of Acanthochromis polyacanthus (spiny chromis), 1814 nucleotides long. RefSeq names its product nuclear receptor subfamily 5, group A, member 5 (gene nr5a5). The transcript is spliced from 7 exons. NCBI's taxonomy places the organism in Eukaryota, Metazoa, Chordata, Actinopteri, Pomacentridae. The record is from RefSeq and is a predicted model, not a curated record. Gene Ontology annotation, biological process: regulation of transcription by RNA polymerase II; hormone-mediated signaling pathway; tissue development. The coding region runs from base 102 to 1733 and encodes 543 amino acids. Gene Ontology annotation, molecular function: RNA polymerase II cis-regulatory region sequence-specific DNA binding; zinc ion binding; nuclear receptor activity. Gene Ontology annotation, cellular component: RNA polymerase II transcription regulator complex.